CGGCCGUCGUGAAAAUGGGGUGAAAACCAAACAAACGCCUUCAUUUAUUGAACACGUUCAGUAAUAUAAUAAUUACACGUUUGCAACGUACCUUCAAUCAUUUUUUUUUAAACAUAUUUUAAUUAUAAUAGAGACAUUUGAAUAGGUCACUAAUCAAACAAGGGCAUUGGUAUUGAGCAAUGCCCAUAGUGUAGGGUACUCUGCAAUCUACACCGGAAGUUGUUAGCUGCACCGCUAGCUGUACCCUACACACUGGAAUGUUGACUGCUGAAUUGUGAUUAACUGGUAGAUGAGGUCUUCAGUCUGCGAUGGCGGUCGUCUCUUGGAAGGAGGUCCUCCUUCUCUCAGCGCUGGUGGUAGGAUGCUACUGGAACACUCUGUGGUGCGGCUUCGUGUUUGACGAUGUGUCUGCCAUCCUGGACAACAAGGACUUGCGGCCAGCCACCCCUCUCCGAAACCUGUUCCAGAACGACUUCUGGGGCACCCCCAUGGCCGAGGAGCGGAGCCAUAAAUCCUACCGCCCGCUGACAGUGCUCACCUUUCGGCUGAACUACCUGCUGAGCGAGCUGAGCGCUCCCUCCUACCACCUGCUCAACGUGGUGCUGCACGCUGUGGUGUGUGUGCUGUUCCUGCGCGUGUGUCGCACCUUCCUGGACAGGACGUCCAGCCUGGUAGCGGCGCUGCUGUUUGCCGUGCACCCCAUCCACACAGAAGCUGUCGCAGGUGUGGUUGGCAGGGCUGAACUGCUGUCUUCCAUCUUCCUCCUGGCUGCGUUUCUGGCGUACACCAGGUCUACUGGCAGGGACAACUCCAUAGUGUGGACCCCGAUCGGCGUGACGGUCGUCCUGGUGUCUGCGGCGACCCUGUGCAAGGAGCAGGGCAUCACCGUGGUGGGCAUCUGCUGUGUCCACGAGGUCUUCGUCGCCCAGGGGUUCACGUUGCCCAUGCUGGGGGACACCUUCCUCCAGGUGCUUCGGGAUAAAGCCUGCUUCCCCUACACUGUCCUGCAGACUCUCCUCAAGCUCAUGGUCCUCGUGAUCAGCACCCUGCUGCUGGUGAUCGUCCGCGUCCAGGUCAUCCAGUCCCAGCUCCCCGUCUUCACCAGAUUCGAUAACCCGGCGGCAGUCAGCCCGGCGCCCACCAAACAGCUGACGUUCAACUACCUCCUGCCCGUCAACGCGUGGCUCCUCCUCAACCCCUCGGAGCUCUGCUGCGACUGGACCAUGGGCACCAUCCCCCUAGUGGAGUCCUUCCUAGACGCCCGCAACCUGGCCACCCUGGCCUUCUACGGCCUGCUGGGCCUGCUGGCCUAUCACAGCCUGCGCUACAGCCACAGCUCCGCCAAAACAGUCAUCAUGGCUCUCUCCCUGAUCGUGCUGCCCUUCGUGCCCGCGUCCAACCUCUUCUUCCCGGUGGGUUUCGUGGUGGCUGAGCGGGUGCUCUACGUCCCCAGCAUGGGCUUUUGUGUGCUAGUGGCGCACGGCUUCAGGGUGGUCUCGCGCAAAGGACAACUGAAGAAGAUGUCGUGGAUGGUCAUCGGGGUCCUCCUCGCCACACAUGCCGUGAAGACCUUCAACCGGAACUUGGAUUGGGAAUCUGAGUACACGCUGUUCACCUCUGCACUGAAGGUGAACAAGAACAAUGCCAAACUGUGGAACAAUGUUGGGCAUGCACUAGAAAACCAAAACAAUUACGAGAGAGCUCUCCGCUAUUUCCUCCAGGCCACCAGAGUGCAGCCAGAUGACAUCGGUGCCCAUAUGAACGUGGGGAGAACCUACAAGAACCUGAACAUGUCUAAAGAGGCUGAGGAAGCCUACAUGAUCGCCAAAUCCCUGAUGCCACAGGUAAUCCCCGGGAGGAAGUACGCCACCCGGGUGGCCCCCAACCACCUGAACGUCUACAUCAACCUGGCCAACCUGAUCCGGACCAACGAGUCGCGUCUGGAGGAGGCUGACCAGCUCUACCGCCAGGCCAUCAGCAUGAGGCCUGACUUCAAGCAGGCCUACAUCAGCAGAGGGGAGCUCCUGCUGAAGAUGAACAAGCCCUCGGAGGCCCGUGACGCCUACCUACGGGCCCUGGAGCUCGACCGCACCAACCCCGACCUGUGGUACAACCUGGCCAUCGUCAACAUCGAGAUGAAGGAGCCCACCGAGGCCCUCAAGAACUUUGAGCACGCGCUGGAGCUCAACCCGCGCCACAAGCUGGCGCUCUUCAACUCCGCCCUCCUCAUGCAGGAGUCUGGGGAGCCCAAGCUCCGCCCGGAGGCCAACCGGCGCUUCCUGGUGUAUGUGGAGGAGGAGCCCGAGGACGCCAACGGCUACUUCAACCUGGGCAUGCUGGCCAUGGACGCCAGCGAGAACGCCGCGGCCGAACGCUGGAUGCGCCGCGCCAUCUCCCUGCAGACGGGCUUCCGCAGCGCCCUGUUCAACCUGGCGCUGCUCUACUCGCAGUCGGCCCGCGAGCUGGACGCCCUGCCCGUGCUGGACGAGCUGCUCCGCUACCACCCCGAGCACGUCAAAGGGUUGAUCCUCAAGGGGGACAUCCUGAUGAACCACAGGAAGGACACACAGGGCGCCAAGGCCUGCUUCCAGCGCAUCCUGGCCAUGGACCCGGGCAACGUGCAGGGCAAGCACAACCUGUGCGUGGUGUACUUCGAGGAGCGCGACCUGCCGCGCGCCGAGCGCUGCCUGGAGGAGACGCUGGCCAUGGCGCCGCACGAGGAGUACGUGCGCCGCCACCUGAGCAUCGUGCGCGGCAAGAUGGCGGCCAUGAGCGCGGCGGGCCAGCCGCUGAGCGCGGCAGAGGGAGCCGCCGCGCCGUUCCAGGAGGAGAAGGGGGACGGGGGUGGGGGUGGGGGGCCGACGGCGGCGGGGGCGGGGGUGGGGGUGGGGGCGGGGGAGGCCGAAGGAAGGGAGGAAGCGAAGCGCCCGGCCGCCGCCCUGGGAACGGCGGCGGCCGGGGAGAAGAAUGCGCGGAAAUCCCCCGCGCCCCGGCUCAAGGGCGUGGGCCAAUCGGAACAGCGGACUGAAGGGAAGUCCGCCGAGGAGAUAAAAGACAUAGAGACCAAGAGGGCAGCCGCCCUCCAGAGGCUGGAGGAGAUAGAGCGCAUACUGAGCGGGGACUGAUUUAGUGGGGGGGGGGG
Molecule: messenger RNA, 3142 nt
Organism: Gadus chalcogrammus (walleye pollock)
Lineage: Eukaryota; Metazoa; Chordata; Actinopteri; Gadiformes; Gadidae
Gene: tmtc3
Product: transmembrane O-mannosyltransferase targeting cadherins 3
Exons: 14
Coding region: 309-3125 (938 amino acids)
Biological process (GO): protein O-linked glycosylation via mannose
Cellular component (GO): endoplasmic reticulum
Molecular function (GO): mannosyltransferase activity; protein binding
Source: RefSeq, a predicted model, not a curated record